Grosmannia clavigera kw1407 is the source of this 1380-nucleotide messenger RNA. RefSeq lists its product as uncharacterized. Gene Ontology annotation, biological process: tRNA wobble position uridine thiolation. The record is from RefSeq and is a predicted model, not a curated record. Gene Ontology annotation, molecular function: tRNA binding; sulfurtransferase activity. The transcript has 2 exons. Bases 1 to 1380 code for a protein of 459 amino acids. Gene Ontology annotation, cellular component: cytosol. NCBI's taxonomy places the organism in Eukaryota, Fungi, Ascomycota, Sordariomycetes, Ophiostomatales, Ophiostomataceae.
AUGGCAUUGCAGACGGAGGCACCGCUACGUUGUAAACGAUGCUCGGUCAAUGAUGCGGUUCUCAAGAUCCGGAUAGACCAUGUCUGCAGCGACUGUUACUGCCGUUUUAUUGCCACCAAGACGGUGAAGCGUCUCGAGGUGCUGAACCGAGACACCAGAGGCACCACACCACAGCAUCGCCAAAAGGUAGGGUCGGCCUCCGAAUGGCGGGCAAACAACAGCAAGGCGAGCUUUUUGCUCGGCUUGUCUUUUGGACAAUCCUCUGCGUCGCUCGUGGCCAUCUGUGAACAGAUUGUCGUCGGCCGGCUAGCCAAGGGCCGAGACGCAGCCUUCACGCUGCAUGUCGUGCAUGUCGACACCGAUCUCCAGAGUAGCGAAGCAGACAAGAACGGUGCUAGCAGCGAGCAAUCUCGCGUGACGCAGCUGCUGGACCGCUGGCGUCUGCGGUUUCCGCGCUUCACGUUCGAGCGUGUGCCGCUGGCCGAUGUGUUGGAGCUGAAGGCGAUGGACUGGUCCCUGCUGAUUCCCCCAGGAUCCGAAGAGAUGGAAGAGAACGGUGGCGCUGCUCCUUCCUCCCCUCUCUCCCCAGCUGGCCGGCUUCGUGCCAUGCUGUCCCGCCUGCCGUCAGCAUCGUCACGACAGGAUGUGCUCGACAUGCUCGUGCGGCGGCUACUCAUCGCCCGUGCUGUCGCGGCCAAUCAUCGCGCCCUCCUCCUUGGCUGCAGCACGACAGCGCUGGCCGAACGCACGCUGGCAGAGACGGCAAAAGGUCGCGGCUUCUCGCUUCCAUGGCAGAUUCACGACGGGCCGCCUGCUGAGGACACUGGUGCAGACGCUGACGGAUCGGCAAGGAGGCCUUCCACAAGCACGCUUCUGUACUACCCUCUGCGCGAGCUGUUUCGAAAAGAGCUCGUGACAUACACGGGCUUGACGCAGCCGUCGCUGGCAGAUCUCGUCUUUCCACCGCUGCCAUCGGCCGUGUCGCCCCUGUCCUCUGCGCCCGCCGCGACCCCUCCCGCCGUCGUCUCACACAAGCACCUCAGCAUCGAGGAGGUCAUGGCCCGCUACUUUGCUGAGGUCGAAGAGAACUACCCGUCGGUCGUGGCCAACGUGGUGAAGACGGCGACGAAACUGGAGCGUCGGGACGAUGUUGACGAUGAUGAGGACACGUGGACACGAGCAUCAGAAACCACAGGAGAAAGAACCACAAGGAGAAAAUAUCAUGGCUGUGGCAUGUGUGGCAUGCCGCUAGAUGACUUGGGGAACGAGCGGUGGAAGGGCGAGAUUGGGGAGCUUGACAAUAUAGACAACACUGGUAGCCAGCAGUCUUCAGAGCCGCGGAGGCUUUGCUAUGGCUGUGAAAGAUCGGUAAAAGGAUAA